UAUUUUGACCCUUUACCGGUUGAACUUCUGGCACUUAUACUCACAGCAAUCAAAUGUUGCAUUGACAAGUGGAUAACCGGAGUCAAGGAAGACAUCAAAUUCUCGUUGGCUACUUAUUCUCCGGUCUAUCAGGUCCAUCUCAACUCUUUGCAGUGGUUCGAUGAGCACACCAAUGCCUACAAUCUACUUGCUAAAAUCGGUAUUAACAUCCUCGAUCUUGUGCGGUAUGUUCCUGGCCGCUGCCAUUGA
Suillus clintonianus is the source of this 249-nucleotide messenger RNA. RefSeq lists its product as uncharacterized. Lineage: Eukaryota; Fungi; Basidiomycota; Agaricomycetes; Boletales; Suillaceae. The record is from RefSeq and is a predicted model, not a curated record. The transcript is spliced from 2 exons. The annotation marks the transcript as partial.